ACCACAAUAGCAACAACAACAACCAUAACAGCAACAACCACAAUAGCAACAACAACAGCAACAACCAUAACAGCAACAACCACAAUAGCAACAACCACAAUAGCAACAACGACAAUAACAGAGACAACAACAUCAGCAAUAGAAGUAACUCCUCCUUCAGAAGAUGAACCAAACUUGGCAUUGAUUCUUGGUCUUUCUAUGGGUAUUGGUAUUCCCGCGUUACUUUUGAUCAUUGGUGGUCUUAUUUGUUAUUUAAAAACACGUUUCCCUAAUGCCAAAAUUGAACCUGCUGCUGCUACAAAUACUACAGUUAGUACUGUUACUGAUAUUCCACUGAUGCCAAUUAAUACUACAGAGAAGAACAGUACUUUAGCAGCCGUAGUAGUUUAA
Messenger RNA from Adineta steineri, 390 nucleotides. NCBI's taxonomy places the organism in Eukaryota, Metazoa, Rotifera, Eurotatoria, Adinetida, Adinetidae. The record is from the annotation of a GenBank genome assembly.